Molecule: messenger RNA, 1058 nt
Organism: Opisthorchis viverrini
Lineage: Eukaryota; Metazoa; Platyhelminthes; Trematoda; Opisthorchiida; Opisthorchiidae
Exons: 3
Biological process (GO): regulation of cell differentiation
Cellular component (GO): membrane
Source: RefSeq, a predicted model, not a curated record
CUGUGUUGAGGCGGUGGAAGCCGGCAUGGCUUGUAGUGUACAGCAACGGCAAUGUGGGGUAUUUUGAAAGUGAGGACAGCUACGUUCCGAAGUCGCUCAUUUACCUGCCCAAGAAGUGCAUACGUUUGUUAAGCACCUUGGCUCAUCAAGUACCGCCGGCAGGAUUAUCUAAAGACUGUUUAUUUGGAUACACCACUGAUGACGGUGAAUGGUGCUUUUGCGCAGAUUCACCAGACGAUGCGGUUGCCUGGCGGUUGGCUCUCAUCGAGGCUAGAAGUGUUGGACGUGUCCACGGUGUUCACAUAGCGCCGACCGCCACAUAUGGGGGUUAUACCGACGGUUCCAACUAUUAUCAACACUCUGCGUAUCCAGAAACCACAGUACCACUGUACUGCAACUCGUCUCAUCCAGCAGGCAUCCCUUCUCUCCCAACAGUCUAUCGCGGCUGUGACGGGGAAUUAGUUGUUCCUCAACAAGUUUUGGAGCAUCCGGAUGGGUCACGGACCAUCGUAUUGGGUCGCGGGAACGAGAUUUUUUGUCGUUGUCGCCGGGGUAACCAUUGUGAUUGUGGGUAUGGCUUGGGUGAUGCUGCCCUAUUAGGCUUAGCCGCAGGAACAAUGAUGUGGAGUCCAUUUCUCUGGGCACCGCUUUUUUGGUGCUGAUCUCUAUGGAAAACGCGAGUCGACGUCAAACUCAAUUGUCAUCACCUCUUACAACUGACCAGAUGUUCAAGGUUCCAUUUACCUUACACAAGUUAUCAUCAGUUUUCAUCCUUACACCUUUGAGCUGUCAUUUUUAUCAGUUUGUCGCUGUGAUCUUUUUAAUAUUAGCCGAUACAGCGAGACGUUAUUUUUUCCUCACAGCCACUUAAUUUGUGUAUUUCUACUGUACAUUACUAUCUCUUCACCUCUAUUUUUGCUGGUUUGCUUUUCUGUAGGCUGUAUAUCUUUGCCGACCUUGUAUAUUCUCUGGAUUCAUGAUGAGACUCGAGCAAGCGUACGUAUACCCCGAAUUCUCUCUUAAAAUACACUUCCAUCCCCUCAGAAUUGCAAUACAGA